AUGGCUUCACCUGCUAAAGGCGAGCUGUUCCUUGGCUUGUCCAACAGCGAACUCAAGCUGAUUUGUCUCGGUGUCUUGUACAAUGACGCUGGCAAGAUCGACUACGAGAAGGUCGCAGAGAAGGGCGGCUACACCAAGGGCUCAGCCCAGGUCCUCUACCGCAAGGCCCUUAGAAAGCUGAUGGAGUACGAGAACCGCGGUGCUGGAACCGAAGCUAAUGAGAAUGACGACGCUCAGCCCAGCACUCCUAUCGCGACUCCUGCAAAGCAGAAGGGUGCUGCUGGCAGGAAGCGCAAGGCUGAUGCCCUCACUUCUGAGUCGGAUGACACCACUGUUCUCGCUGGUGCUGACGAGACUCCAACCAAGCCGAAACGCCAGCGCAAGACUCCUGCCGAGAAGGCCACUGGCAAUGGCAAGAACGGAGCUCGCGUGAAGAAGGAGGAAGAAGCUGAAGCCAAUGCUAUUACCGAGGCGAACGAAACCGUCACCAUCAAGAACGAGCCCAAGGACGAUGGCGACGACAAUGACGACGACGCCGCCACCAUCAUCAAGGAGGAGGAGCGUGACGAAAUCGAUGACGACGCUACCAUUGUGGCCGACAAGUCCGAGUAG
This is a messenger RNA of Rasamsonia emersonii CBS 393.64, 612 nucleotides long. RefSeq names its product Histone h1.3. The record is from RefSeq and is a predicted model, not a curated record. Lineage: Eukaryota; Fungi; Ascomycota; Eurotiomycetes; Eurotiales; Trichocomaceae. Bases 1 to 612 code for a protein of 203 amino acids. The transcript has 3 exons.